Molecule: messenger RNA, 1560 nt
Organism: Aspergillus thermomutatus
Lineage: Eukaryota; Fungi; Ascomycota; Eurotiomycetes; Eurotiales; Aspergillaceae
Product: putative MFS multidrug transporter
Exons: 3
Coding region: 1-1560 (519 amino acids)
Biological process (GO): transmembrane transport
Cellular component (GO): membrane
Molecular function (GO): transmembrane transporter activity
Source: RefSeq, a predicted model, not a curated record
AUGGACGACAAGUCAGUCCGAAUGGUCCCAUCUGAGAAACUGGAAGACUACUCUGCCAUGGCACCUGCCCAGGAUAUAGAAGAAGAUAGCGAUGCCCGCCUUGAAAGACUAGGACGCGAGCGACCACCCUGCUUCUCCAGCGCCUGGUCCGAACUGACCUUUUGCUUCUCCAUCGUCAUGUCUCAAAUCCUUGCUGAAUACUACAUCUCCGGCUCCAAUAUCCUCCUCCCAACACUCAUCUCAGCACUGGACAUCCCCCUCGCCUCGUCCAUCUGGCCCUCCACCGCCCUCUCUCUAGCCGUCACCUCCACCCUCCUCAUCUUCGGCCGGCUGGCCGACAUGUACGGCGGCUUCGCAUGCUACCUCUUCGGCGCCACCUGGCUCACCCUCUCCUCCAUCCUCGCCGGCGUCUCGCAGACCUGGCUGAUGCUGGUCAUCUGCCGCGCGCUGCAGGGGCUCGCGCUCGCGGCGUUCCUGCCCUCCGGCCUGAUGAUCCUGGGGAGCGUGUACCGGCCGGGCCCGCGCAAGAACCUCGUCUUCAGCGUGUACGGAGCCUGCGCGGCGCUGGGGUUCUUCGUCGGGAUUUUCUUCUCGGGCCUCUGCGGCCGGUUCCUGAGCUGGCGGUGGUAUUUCUUCAUCGGGGGCAUCCUGGCGGCGGGGACGGGUUGCACGUCGUUCUUCUCGAUCCCGUCGGAUUUCGCGGAGCGCAGGAGGGCGAGGAAGGUCCGCAUGGAUUGGCUCGGGGCGGGGCUGCUUGUGCCGGCGCUGGUGCUGCUUGUGUUUGCGAUUGCGGGGAGCUCGCAUGCCCCGAGGCAGUGGGGGACCGUGUAUAUCGGUGUGUGUCUUGCGCUGGGGGUGGUGCUUCUCGGGGGGUUUGUCUAUGUGGAGGGUUGGGUGGUUGAGGAUCCCCUGGUGACGGCGGAUGUCUUUGCGGUCAGCUACAUGAAGCCGCUGCUCUUCUCGCUGGUUUGUUUAUACGGCAGUCUGGGGAUCUUUUUGCUGUAUGGCGCAUUAUAUAUGCAAGGCAUCAUGCACGCCAGUCCUCUCCUGAUCGUCGCCUGGACGGUCCCCAUGGCGUUUGGCGGCCUCCUCAUCUCCACCGUCGGCGGCUUCAUCCUGCACCGCAUCCCCGGCACGAUCCUCAUGCUCCUCUCCUGCCUGGGGUACAUCGGCGCGGGCCUCUUCUUCGCCCUCAUGCCGGAGAACGGGGGCUACUGGCCCUUUGUCUUCCCCGCCAUGGUCUGCGGGACGAUCGGGAUCGACAUCAGCUUCAACGUCACCAACAUCUUCAUCACGAGUAACAUGCCGCUGGAGAAGCAGGGGCUGGCGGGGGCGCUGAUCAACUGCACGUUGCAUCUGGGCAUCGCGCUGCACCUGGGGUUUGCCGAUAUCGUGCAGGUCAACACCGAGGAGCUGGGGCUGAGGAAGAGUUACCAGGCUGCGUUCUGGUUCCAGGUUGCGCUGUCGGGGCUGGGGCUGGUGGUGAAUGCGUUGUUUGUGAGGAUUAGCCGGGCCAAGAGCGAGUUGACCGUUGACGAGAGGAGGGCUCGAGGGCUUUAG